AGCAUAGACAACGUAUACGUGAGUGUAAGUGCUGUGGUGCUCUGUGGCUUGUGAAGCAAGCAUUCAUUUUGUGACGUUGCUGAAGAAUUAUUGAUUACUGUUUGUUUUGGAAUUAUUUAUUAUUGUGUAAAAUUAACUUACUGUUUGCGAUGAUUACGUAUGAAAUGCCAUUGCUUCUUCGCCUUAUGACGAGGCCAGAAUUGGUAUCAACAUUGAAACGCACAGCCGGAAUUAUAUUUGAUCAAGGAGGAAUUAUAAGGCGAUUAGAUAGUUUGGGAACCAAAGAUUUGCCCUAUAGAAUUAGCUCCCAUGGCGCUGUUCAUAGGCGUGCCAGCCAAUUUAUUAUUGAAUUUGUCGUUCCUCCAAGUUCCAUCAAGAUCCUUAAAGAUGAAUUUGAAAGAGAUAUAGAUGUUGUGAGAUCUCGAAUAUAUAAAGUGGAAGAAUUGACUCCCGUUGAGUGUACCUUACAUGAAGAGAUACUUCCUCCUGCAUACAGGAAAGAUGUCCAGGAAAUGGUGGAACUAGCUAAGAAAAAGUUCAAACCGAAGUUCAAAAACAAUACUGGUUUGAGUUACUACCCAUUCCAAAAGUGAGGUGCUCAAGAAAAGAUGUGGUAGUGAUUUAUUUAGUGUGGUCUCUUUUCAAUGAUGAAAAAUGUUUCAUAUCUAUGACCGAAUCGUAGACAUUGAUUGAUUUUUUAAGAAAACAAUAUUUUGUAUUUAGGAAUCUAGUUGUGUGAAUUUUCUAUAAGCAAAAUGGCAUACAGUGUUAGUAUAUCUGUGGAAGCUCCUAUCGAGAAUCAGAUACAAGAAAUAACAUAUGAUGGGCAAGAAUUAUAUCAAUCGCCUCUUUCAAUGUCAGAAAAUCUUGCCAGAUUGGCUCAGAAAAUUGAUUUUAAUAAGGUGAUUCCCGAAGAAGUUGAGAAAGAAAACAGUGAUUCGUUAGAAAAGAGUGAUGAUGAAAGUUCCUCAAAAGAUUCUGCAGCAUUUCAAUCCUCAUUGUGGCCAUGGGAUUCUGUGAGGAAUAAAUUGAGAAAUGCAUUGACAGAAGUGUGUGUUUUAUCUGAUGUAUUAGCAAUCGCUAAAGAAAAACGUUACAUGGUACUUGACCCUGUGCCACAAGAAGGUGUUGAAACAAAACCAAUGGUGCAGGUAUAUGCAAGAAAGAAAGCAUUGGCUGGUGCUGCAACAGUACUUCUUACAGGUGCAGAGAGACUUCGUACCUCACAAACAGAGAUUUCUCGAAAUAGGACUACUCCAGAUUUCCAUAUAGAAUUAUUGCGACUUCGUCAAAACUGGCGGCUCAAAAAGGUUUCAAAUUCAAUUAUUGGUGAUCUGAGCUACAGAACAGCUGGAUCAAAAUAUGCACAAACAGGGAUGUUUGAAGUAACUAAAGCCGAAGAAGAAAAUCCCACCACAGGUAGCCCUCCUCCUUCCCCUGGCCCUGGAGGAGCUCCAAAGCCCAGUUCCGCUCUGCGCGUUAUGGUACCAAGUGAGUUGCAAGGUGUUGCAUACAUAGAGGUCUUAUGUCAGAAAGAUCAAGAAGACUUGUGUAGUGCAUCUAUAAAUGUUUUGGGUUCUGGACCAACCGCUACAAAUCCGGAUAUUCACUGGCAGCAGAAACUUGAAGCCGCUCAGAAUGUACUAUUUUGUAAAGAGCUAUUUAAUCAACUUGCCAAAGAGGCUGUACAGUUACAAGCUCCCAUUCCUCACAUGGUUGUUGGUAACCAGAUAAUGGCAACUGUGUUACCUGGUAUUCAGCUUAUAAUAAGUCUCUGUCACAGUACAGGAACUGAUAAGAAACCUCCAUCCCAAACCCCACCUCAAAAAUCAGAACAUGAUCAUGUGCUAGAGCAUUCCUUGCACCAGCUUUUGCGAGAGGUCCAUCAUAAAAAUACUCAUCAUCCUUUCCCACAUCCAUCCUCUGGACCAAUUGGCCCUAGCAAAAAGCGCUGCCUCGCAGGGCCAAUGGCUGCCGACAGAUAUGAACUUAUGGAAAUGAUGAAGAGCCAGACACUCUUGGAGCAAAUAAUCCAACAAGCCCAGCAUUUCUUUAUGCGUCUAAGAACAGAAUAUGUGCUGGAUACAAUUGCCAAAGAAGUAAAGGAUCCACUAAUUGUCUCUCAUUGGAAUGCAUUGAAUUCACCUACUCAGUCUUGCGUAAAAAUCAAUAUAAUGACUCAUGGCUAUGAUUCUGUGUGUCGUACCUCCCUUAUUGUUCAUGUUGGAGAAAAGUCUUUAAAAUGUGUUUGUAGGGAUGGACGUGUAAUGCACAUGUCAUAUGAACCUCAGGAAUUGAGAGAUCUAAUUUUUUGUCAAAUUUAUCAACAUCAGAUAACUGCAGUUCAAGCAUUAGCAAAAUGCAUGGGGUGGCAGUUCUUAGCAAACAGUUCUCAUCUGGGUCUAGGAGCAGUAGAGCCUCUGGGUAAUGCCAGUAGUUGCAUUCUUGCUUCUCCCAUCGGAGACAGACUGAUUGCUGUGCGGUGUGAACCUCAUAUGGGGGUGCAAGUGGCCAUAGCACAAUCACCUCGGAAAGACUUUUUCCCCGGACAGCUAGUGAAAGAACGGAAGUGGGAGAACUUGGGAGGAAGUUUUAAAGAAGUGCGUUGGGAUAAAAUGGAGGGUAAAAACUUUUUGAAUAAAAUGGAAUUGUUAAUGGCAAGCUUAACUAGCUCAUAGUUUUGUGUUCUUUUUUCAUUCUCUGUUUUACAUAUUAAAAGUUAAAUUAUUAACAUGUUUUGGUAAUUGUUUUCUGUAUUUUCAUUAAACAAAUUGAUUUCAAUAAAUAGUUCUGAUAGUGUGAAACAUGUCUAAUUUCUAACAAAUAUAUAUUUACAGAUUUUGUUUAUUUUGAAAUGUGUAUGGAAAUAAGGUCAGUUAUGCUUUGGAUUUGCUGCACAGUUAUACUGCCAACUUAAAAGUUGAAAGGAAGAAAAUAAUAUGAUUUGAACAUUUGUUUCAUUGCAUUGGAUAAUAAAAGUAAAAAUUUCAAGCAUAAUUAUUUCAAUGAAGAAAUGUUUACAAGUUUAACUUGAUGCAAUGUAGCUUCUACAUCUAAAAUAUACUGUUCUUCAAAUGUGUACAUGUGUGUGUAUGUUUAAAUUAUCAUUUUUCUAUACUGUCUUGUGUAAUUUUUGGAUAGAUAAAUUAAAUACUGAAUCGUGAACAAUUGGUGAAUUAGUCUUGUGUUCAAAAUUCCCUAAGAUAGUAAUGUUCCUAAUUUUACCCCUAUGUUGAAAGAAUAGGUUUCAUGAUAGUCAUGAAGUCUGUAAGAUAAGUCUUACACUCUUAUUGGUUGUUUAUUUGUAGAUAAUAGACCUUUGUGAAAGCUGAUUGCUUAUUAUUAGAGCCUAAAAUUUCUGGCAGUUAUUUUACCUAUAAUAGGCAUGCAAAAGGUCAUUUAUUCUUUAUAAAAUAAGAGGUGCAAAAAGGUACGUACACAAAAGGCAAUUGACCAUACACAAUCACCAUUUAAAAGGAAUUAUUGAAAGAAGAAAAAAAAGAAUUUAAAUGAUUCAAAUGCUUAUUUUAACUCAACUUUUCAUCAGCAUUUACAUAAGAAAAGAUCUUCGUAAUCUAGAUUGCACAUGGCCACCAGAUUUUAUUUUGCACACUCAGUCUUUCAGAAAGAUUCUUUUUCAGUUCUACUACUGAAAAUUACUCUUAGUGACUCAUUAAAUUUCAGUGUGAUGACUACAAAUGUGUUUUUCUUGCAC
Gryllus bimaculatus (two-spotted cricket) is the source of this 3715-nucleotide messenger RNA. Lineage: Eukaryota; Metazoa; Arthropoda; Insecta; Orthoptera; Gryllidae. The record is from the annotation of a GenBank genome assembly.